Molecule: messenger RNA, 678 nt
Organism: Drosophila erecta
Lineage: Eukaryota; Metazoa; Arthropoda; Insecta; Diptera; Drosophilidae
Exons: 1
Coding region: 1-678 (225 amino acids)
Source: RefSeq, a predicted model, not a curated record
AUGGCAGUUUCGAUGUCUUUUAAUCAGCACUCAAAUGAAAACGUAACAUUACCAAAUACCAAGGUAGGCCAAAGAAAAAACUUCAAAACAACUGCCCAACGGCACGGCCACCUACCAAAAUUCGUCCUCUUCCAUCGGACCUUGAAUUUUAACCCAUCCUCAAUCCAAUAUCGAAUCAAGAUGAUUAUCGAAAUCGUGGUGCAGGUGCUCUACGGAACGGCGCUUCUGACUGCAAUCAUGGCGGCUCCUUUGGCCACGCUGGAGCUGGACGUGGCCGUGGUGGAAAGUGAGCAGCACGCCGCCAAAGUCCACUAUUCGAGAGCUUUGAUCUACGCGACCGUGUCACUCGUGCUGACCACCAUGGCAUUGAUGCCCUACCUGGUGACAUCGGCGCGCUGGCGAAAGCAGAAUUCGAGGAAGAUUUUCGUGGCAAUGGUUCCCUGGAUGCUGGUGUGCUGCAUUCAGUUUCUGACAAACGCGGUGCUGCAGCUCAAGGAGAUCUUCAAUGAGGCGGGCGGGGGACGCCAAAGGGGCUUGGUCUACGCCCUGGUCUUCUACUGUGCCAUUUUUGGCUUGGCCCUGGAGCAGAUGCUCCACUGGAACGUCGUUUACGAUUUGAUGACCGACGGGGUAAUAACAAGCAUCUUCCACCACGAGCUGCCGUUAAUGGUAUCCUAA